Phialemonium atrogriseum is the source of this 1809-nucleotide messenger RNA. Its product is annotated as RuvB-like helicase 2. Gene Ontology annotation, biological process: chromatin remodeling; box C/D snoRNP assembly; regulation of transcription by RNA polymerase II. Gene Ontology annotation, cellular component: Ino80 complex; NuA4 histone acetyltransferase complex; R2TP complex. NCBI's taxonomy places the organism in Eukaryota, Fungi, Ascomycota, Sordariomycetes, Cephalothecales, Cephalothecaceae. The transcript is spliced from 3 exons. The record is from RefSeq and is a predicted model, not a curated record. The coding region runs from base 194 to 1606 and encodes 470 amino acids. Gene Ontology annotation, molecular function: ATP binding; DNA helicase activity; ATP hydrolysis activity.
AGGGGUGGGGUACCUCGCAAGUACCUCCAGGGGUGCAGUCAGCGCGCUUAAAUUUUAUCGCAGGCGCGUCCAUUUUAUCAAAUGCUCCCAUCGAACGCCUGCCUUGGUAGCUCUCCAAAACCUUUCUUUCUGCGUCGGCCGUUCACCACCAAGACUUGUGCAUCGCAACUAUCCCUUCGCCAGAUCAGCAAAAAUGGCUGCUCCCGUAAUGACCGUCUCCGAGAGCAAGGAGCUCCGGGGGCUAAACCUCAUCGCUGCGCAUUCCCAUAUCCGUGGCCUCGGAGUUGAUUCCGACACAUUGGAACCGAGAUCUUCCUCUCAAGGGCUUGUCGGACAGGAGAAGGCAAGAAAAGCAGCUGCAGUCAUGUUGGAAAUGAUAAAGCAGGGGAAAAUUGCCGGCCGCGCCGUUCUCAUCGCCGGUCCCCCGAGCACCGGGAAAACCGCGAUUGCCAUGGGUAUGGCGCAGUCGCUCGGCCCGGAUGUACCUUUCACGAGCCUCGCCUCGUCCGAGAUCUUCUCCCUUGAGAUGUCCAAAACCGAAGCCCUCACACAAGCGUUCCGCAAAUCUAUUGGAGUCCGCAUCAAGGAGGAAAGCGAAAUUAUGGAAGGCGAAGUCGUGGAAAUUCAGAUCGACCGGAGCGUCACCGGCGGGGCCAAGCAGGGCAAACUCACCAUUAAGACGACGGAUAUGGAAGCGGUCUAUGACAUGGGCAGCAAGAUGAUUGACGCCAUGACCAAGGAGAGAGUUAUGGCUGGCGACAUCAUCUCGAUUGACAAGUCGUCCGGCAAGAUCACGAAGCUCGGCCGAUCAUACGCAAGGUCUCGCGACUACGACGCCAUGGGGGUCGACACCAAGUUCCUCCAGUGCCCAGAUGGCGAACUGCAGAAGCGGAAAGAGGUGGUCCACACUGUGACGCUCCACGAAAUCGACGUCAUCAACUCCCGGACGCAGGGUUUCCUCGCUCUCUUCUCCGGGGAUACGGGCGAAAUCCGGAGCGAAAUCCGAGAUCAGAUCAACACCAAGGUUGCCGAGUGGAAGGAGGAAGGUAAAGCAGAAAUUGUUCCCGGCGUUCUAUUCAUCGAUGAGGUGCACAUGCUCGACAUUGAGUGUUUCUCAUAUAUCAACCGAGCCCUGGAAACCGAUUUAGCGCCCAUCGUGAUCAUGGCAAGCAACAGAGGCCACUCCCGGAUCCGCGGAACCGACUACAAGAGCCCGCACGGGCUUCCGCUCGACUUCCUGGACCGGGUGUCCAUAAUCAACACGCACGCCUACACCACCGACGAGAUCCGGCAAAUCCUCGCCAUCCGCGCCCAGGAGGAGGAGGUGGACCUAUCCGCCGACGCGCUCGCCCUCCUCACCACAAGCGGCGAGAAGGCUGGUCUGCGGUACGCGAGCAACCUGAUCACCACGUCCCAGCUCAUAUGCGCGAAGCGGCGCGCCAAGCAGGUCGACGUCGAGGAUGUCAAGCGGAGCAUCAAGCUCUUCUACGACCCCGGGCGGAGUGUCAAGUUCGUGAGCGAGUCGGAGAGGCGCCUCAUCGGCAAUGACGGCGCCGUGGACUUCUCGGUCGCAAAUGGCCAGGUAGAUAAGAUGGACGUGAGCUAGAGGGGGGCCUGAGAUGGUGUGCUGGCGUUCUGGCGGGUAAAAUUUGAGGUCCGAGCCGGAAAGGCAUCGGUAGAUAAAUUACCCUUGUAUAACAUUCCACGGGCGUAGGUGGUCUUUAAAACGAGAGCUGGCGUUGUUUUCCCAUGUACUCGAGCUUGCCAGGUAUAAGUUGCCCGGGUUAUAUUACAUUUCCAACUGUUACA